Messenger RNA from Recurvomyces mirabilis, 2037 nucleotides. RefSeq lists its product as uncharacterized. Gene Ontology annotation, cellular component: catalytic step 2 spliceosome; intracellular anatomical structure. The transcript is spliced from 2 exons. Bases 1 to 2037 code for a protein of 678 amino acids. Lineage: Eukaryota; Fungi; Ascomycota; Dothideomycetes; Mycosphaerellales; Teratosphaeriaceae. Gene Ontology annotation, molecular function: RNA binding; helicase activity. The record is from RefSeq and is a predicted model, not a curated record.
AUGGCAGACAGCGAUACUUUCAUCCCAGCGCUUCACAAACCAUCAAGCUUGUUGCCCAUCGCCCGUCACCGCGAUGCACUACUAUAUACGAUCGAGAAAUAUCCCAUCACCAUCCUGAUCGGCCAAACAGGUUCUGGAAAGACUACCCAGCUACCACAGUACCUAGAGCAAGCCGGAUGGUGUAGCGAUGGCAGAAUUAUCGGAAUCACUCAGGCAAACGAUGAACAGCCUCGUCGAGUAGCCGCAACCACAGUCGCAAAGCGUGUUGCAGACGAGAUGCGAUGUCAGAUUGGGCAGGAAGUAGGCUACAGUAUCCGCUUCGAGGAUGUAACCUCUGCAUCGACCAAGAUUAAGUUCUUGACCGAUGGUCUGCUUCUGCGCGAGGCGCUGGUAGAUCCUCUGCUCAGUAGAUAUAGCGUAAUCAUGGUCGAUGAGGCGCACGAGCAAAGUCUGAGCUCGGAAGUUCUGCUAGGUGUGCUGAAGAAGAUUCGGAAGAAGAGGCCAGAGUUUAGGAUUGUGGUUAGCUCGGCAACUUUGCAGGCUGAGGACUUCUUGAAGUUCUUUGCCGGUGAUGAGGUAACUAACAGUAUCGACUCGGAUGCGGAUGACACUGUAGGCCGCAUCAUUAGCAUCGAAGGCCGUGCCUUCCCAGUAGACACACAUUACCUCAGUGAGCCCUGCGAAGACUUCCUGGAACGUGCUGCACAGACUGUAUUCGACGUUCAUACCACGGAGCCAGAAGGCGACAUCCUCAUCUUCCUCACUGGCCGCAGCGACAUAGAUACUAUGCUACAAAUGAUUGCAGACCGAGUCCCUUCUCUGCCACGAGAGGCCGACAAGAUCCUGUCUCUUUCGUUAUACGCCGGCCUGACGACGGAGGAGCAGAUGUACAUCUUCGAGCCUGCACCAGAAAAUCACCGGAAAGUCAUUUGCGCAACCAACAUUGCGGAGGCAAGUGUCACCAUCGAUGGCAUUGUGUACGUGAUCGAUUGCGGCUUCGUCAAGCUACGCGCAUACAAUCCGAUCACCGGCAUUGAAACGUUGACCGCCACUCCGGUCUCGAAGGCAUCGGCCACACAGCGGACUGGCCGAGCAGGCAGGACAAAGGCUGGCAAAUGCUACCGCUUGUAUACUGAAGCUGCGUAUGACAUGCUGCCGGAAGCCACAGUACCAGAGAUACAAAGGUCAAACCUGGCGCCUACGAUAUUGCAGCUCAAGGCGUUGGGUAUAGACAACAUCGCACGAUUCGAUUUUCUCACACCACCUCCCGUAGAGCUCAUCACCCGAGCUCUCGAGCUGCUGUACUCGCUAGGCGCACUAGACGACUAUGCGAAGCUCACAGCCCCACUCGGUACUCGCAUGGCCGAGCUAGCACUCGAGCCGAUGCUGGCAAAGUGCCUGCUCUCGGCCCCGGCGUUCGGCUGCUUGAGCGAAAUGCUAAGCAUAGCCGCCAUGAUCAGCCUCCAAGGCAACGUCUGGUUCACGCACGACAGCAAGAAGCAAGAAGAAUCCGCCAGGAGGAAGUUCGCGGUCGAGGAAGGCGAUCAUCUCACAUUACUAAAUGUCUACAAUAGUUUCGUAACCAAAGGGAAGAAAGACCCAAAAUGGUGCCAGCAGCACUACCUUAACUUCAAGAGCAUGACCCGAGCAGUUAGCAUACGCAACCAACUCCGCCGCUACCUCGAACGCUUCGGCAUCGACGUCACCGAGACUCUGGGCAGUAAUGCCAACCACACAACUGUGCUCAAAGCCGGCGGACGGCCAAUCCAAGAACGUAUUCGUCGCUGUCUGACGGCGGGAUAUUUUGCUCAAGCGGCUAGGAUGCAGGCGGAUGGGACAUUUCGUCUGGUUAGCGAUGGUGGUGGGAUGGUGUUGCAUGCGCAUCCUAGUAGUCUGUUUUUCAAUCGGAAAGCGGAUUGGGUGGUCUUUACGGAGGUUAUGGAGGUGGGGGAGAAGUGUUUUAUUAGGGAUGUUUCCGGGAUUGAGAAGGGGUGGUUGAUGGAGUAUGCGUCGCAGUAUUAUGGUGUUAGAGAUUGA